AAGACAUUUAGUUGAAAGAUGACAAAAUAGGGUUAGGGGAUCAUUUUUAUUCUUAUUACCGAUUAAUCUAUAAAUUAUUUUGCAAAUUAAAUUUAAAAAUAUUUUUAUUGGAUUUACGCAGUUCGGAGUGUUCUUUAAAUGUCUCUUCUUAAAGUAGUAACUUAUACAAAAACAGUAGUAAGAAAUAUUAGUAAGCGUCAGUUUGAAUGGUAUGGUGAAGGAAUACACUACCCAGGAUUUAAGUAUUAUCCCAGGGAUCCCACUACAUUUAAAGAUCCACCUUACAAUCCCACAAAAUUAUUUAGAGUUGAGAGAAUCAAACCCUUAAAAGGGGCUCCUUAUUGGGAAAAACACAUAAUAAAGGAAUUUCAACUUGAUGGCAAAACAAACUCGUAUGUGAUUCUAAAGAAUAUUCCUGAAAAUAACCAAAGGUUAUGGAAAGUAAAACAUUUGCUUAAAAUUGUACCAAUAACAUUUCCCGACGGAUUUCCUAAAAAUGAUGAUGUAACAUGUCUCAAAGAAAAUGGAGAAUUAAGAAUUGUUAAAAAAGUUAGUUCUGAACAAGAAACUAAACUUAGAAUAUCUGAAGAAUUCAAAAAAGAUUUGAAGCGUAUAGAUGGUGAUACUUUAAGAAGACAAUCAAGAAUAAAAUGGUUGAGUGGUUGGAAUCAACCUUAAAUAUUUUUUUUGUUAGAUGAAUAUUAAAAAUUUGUAUAUAUAACUUUUAAUAAGAUUUUCAUUUCUUAAUUAUUAAUUUUUUUGAGAAUAAAUAUUAAAAUCAAAGA
Molecule: messenger RNA, 785 nt
Organism: Psylliodes chrysocephalus
Lineage: Eukaryota; Metazoa; Arthropoda; Insecta; Coleoptera; Chrysomelidae
Source: the annotation of a GenBank genome assembly